Messenger RNA from Pieris rapae (cabbage white), 1325 nucleotides. RefSeq names its product putative transferase CAF17 homolog, mitochondrial. The record is from RefSeq and is a predicted model, not a curated record. Gene Ontology annotation, molecular function: protein binding. Gene Ontology annotation, cellular component: mitochondrial matrix. Bases 120 to 1139 code for a protein of 339 amino acids. NCBI's taxonomy places the organism in Eukaryota, Metazoa, Arthropoda, Insecta, Lepidoptera, Pieridae. The transcript is spliced from 2 exons.
UUAUGAUUUUAAAUUUAAAUUAUAUUUUUAACAAAUUGCAUAAAAAUAAAUAAAAUUCUGUUUAGCAGGGUUUUGUCAUAACAAUUAUCAUUUCAACAGUAAGUUUUUCGAAACUGAUCAUGAUAUAUCAGGUAAACAAAUACUUAUGCCAAAAGUCAUAUGUUACCAAACAGUUUCUAAAAUGCAUGCACAAUUGCAUAGAUCCGGAGAAAGCUAUUCUAUACCCUCUAAAAAGCAAAAAAUUGCUGCGGGUCACGGGAAAUGAAGCCUCAGUAUUCUUACAAGGGCUCAUUACUAAUGACAUGCGACAUUUUGAAGAAGGGGCCAAGUCAGUUUAUGCUAUGUUUUUGAAUAACAAAGGCAGGGUUCUUUUUGACACCUUAAUACACAAAUGGGGCAAUGACCAGUCCUACAUGUUAGAAUGCGAUGAGAAAAUUGUUAGUUCUCUUGAGAAACAUUUAAAAGUGUUUAAGUUACGGAGAAAGGUUACAAUUGAAAAUAUUCAUAGUGAACAAUAUAAAUUGUGGGCACUUAUAACACCAAAAGAUAAAUCCAUUGACGAGAAUAUUGAUCCUAAGGGUGAGGUGAAUAUAUAUAAGGAUCCAAGAUUAACCGAACUAGGACAUAGGAUAAUAUCUGCAAUAAAUAUCACCGAAGUAAUAAAUAGUCUUUGCAAUAAUGUCACUGUUGAUAAUAAUGAAGAUGGAUAUAGAUAUUAUAGAUAUAAACUAGGUGUAAGUGAAGGUGCUGAUGACUUACCUCCAGGCACAAGCUUCCCUUUAGAAGUGAAUUGUGAUUAUCUUCAUGGAGUUAGUUUUCAUAAAGGCUGUUACAUAGGCCAAGAAGUAACAGCUAGAGUCCAUCAUACGGGUGUUGUGCGUAAACGAAUAAUGACCUUAAAAUUUGCAGAGAGUGUAAAAGAAAAAAUUGAAAAAGACACAAUUAUAACUGCCAGUAGUAAUCCUAAAUCAAACUUAGGUAAACUUAAAGGUGUUGCUGAUAAUUAUGGUCUAGGCCUAAUCAGAAUUAAAGAAGCUUUAGAUGUAAAAAAAAUAAAAAUUGGUAAUUAUACAGCAGAAGCUGUUAAACCAGACUGGUGGCCAAUAGAAGCUCCAAAAGAGUUGCAAAAAAGUGAAUAGAAUACAACUAUUAUUUUCCUUAACUAAGAGAUUUAAUUCUAUUUAUAUAAAUGGAGACUUCUAAAGAAAAAGUUGAUGAACCUGUGUACUAUGACUUCACAUGCAGUAGCUGUGAUCUCAAAGAGAAAGCUCAUUAUAAAGGGACAAAACCACCAUUUUCACGUAAUAUACAAUUAAAAUUCACAA